Molecule: messenger RNA, 1293 nt
Organism: Saxophila tyrrhenica
Lineage: Eukaryota; Fungi; Ascomycota; Dothideomycetes; Mycosphaerellales; Extremaceae
Exons: 1
Coding region: 1-1293 (430 amino acids)
Biological process (GO): dehydro-D-arabinono-1,4-lactone biosynthetic process
Cellular component (GO): cytosol
Molecular function (GO): D-arabinose 1-dehydrogenase [NAD(P)+] activity
Source: RefSeq, a predicted model, not a curated record
AUGGCCACCGAGAAACAGGCCAAGGUCCCGCUCUCCUCCAUCCUUCCACCGCUCAUCUUCGGCACCGCAACUUUCAACUACCAAUACAACCCCGACCCUUACGAACUCGACACGACUGGCUUAGUCCACCAGGCGCUCGAGCACGGCGUACGCGCCUUCGACACCUCACCCUACUACGGUCCAUCUGAGACGAUUCUGGGCGAAGCGCUCGAUACCGAUUUCGUGCGGUCCAACUUCCCUCGCAGCGACUUCUUCCUCUUGACUAAGUGCGGGCGGAUUGCGGCGGACGAGUCCGACUUCUCGGCGGAGUGGGUAUAUCAGAGUAUACAGCGCAGUCUGCAGAGACUAAAGACCACCUACCUGGACUUGGUGUACUGCCAUGACGUGGAAUUUGUCUCGGAAGAUGAGGUUAUGGAGGGGAUUCGCGAGUUGCGCAGGAUAAGAGAUGAGGGGGGCACGAUCAAGUAUAUUGGUAUUUCUGGAUAUCCACUGCCGGUGCUGUGUUCAAUCGCACAUCGGGUGCUGCGCGAGACUGGAGAGCCGCUGGAUGCGGUGAUGUCGUACGCGAACUUCACGCUCCAGAACGAGUUACUUGCGAGUACGGGCAUCAAGAAGUUGAAGGCAGCUGGCGUCGAUGUCGUGCCGAACGCGUCACCGCUGGGCAUGGGUCUGCUGCGACGGGAGGGUGUUCCGGUCGGCAGCAUGGGUAAUUGGCAUCCUUCUAGUAACGAGCUCAGAGCAGCAGUCAAGCGUGCGAGCGACUUCUGCGACCGACACGAUGAAAAGCUGGAAGUCAUUGCGAUACGCUAUGCUCUCGAGACGUGGCUCAAGGUCGGCGCAUCGGUGGGAUCUCAUGGCGACCCAGCUUCAGGUGUACCUUGGACUCGCGAGUCGAACAAGAUGAUUGGCGGUGCCAGACUCGGCGUGAGCGUUAUGGGCGUCAGCAAGCGAAAAGAACUCGAGAAGACAAUGAAGGUUUGGCGAAGUAUUCUUGAUGGCCUCGAAGGCGGCGCAGAGACUGCUCGGAAGGCAGGUCGAUGGAACCGCGACCAUGAGUGGAGUCUGAACCGGCAGAAAGCGGUUCAGAUCCUUGCUGAUGGCAUCCGAGAGCAUAUCGACGAGUACCUGGACUACACUUGGGACUCGCCAGACAAGGGUUUCGUCAGCAAGCGGUCAAAGUCAGCACAACAGCCGAAGGCCGUGGAACCGCCAUGGAUGACGCCGGCUGCAAGUCCUUCGCCAGUCGAGGAGGAGGUAUCUUAUCCAGGCAUCGCGCCUCUUCCGCUGCGGUGA